AUGAACUGCACAAAUUCUGCAGGCAGACUCCCACAGCACGAGGCUGUACAUUUAAGCAAAUAUAACGCACUGGAGGCCCUGUUGAAUUUGGGGCAACUCCUAAUGUUGGAUUCGAUACUGCAAUAUCACCACCAUUGCCUGGCACCAUUGCCAAUUAACCCGUACAUUAGGCGGUCAAACUUAGGGGAAGAUAGCCUUCGUGGCAGGCGUUAAAAGGGGAAGGGGGAGGGGGAAUUUAGGCGCGCGAGAGGGCGCCAGGGGCGCCCUAAUUCCCUUCCCCUUCCCUUUCGAAAGCCUACCACGCAGGCUAAGAGGAAGACCGUUGUCACUGUGGAUUUACUCCUCUACACAUCAUCGCUGGGCUGUAUAAAAAAAAAAAAAAAUAAUAAUAAUAAUAAUAAUAAUAAUAAUAAUAAUAACGAUAAUAAUAGUAAUAAUAAUAAUAAUAAACGUCUUUAUUUCGCCCGUUAAAAUACAUAGCAAACGUUACAGAGAGUAAAAGUAUAUAAAUCAUGAAAAUCGCACAGUUCAUUUACAAUUACUAUAUAAAACCUGAUAAAACAUUGGACAUCUAUAUUGUUAAAUUGCCUGGUUGUAUUGAAACCUUAUUCUAUUGAAAUAGCAAUUCUUAAAACGUUCUGUAUUUUAAAAUCCGUGGUAAUUGACUUGUUUGUGAUCUUAACUUCUUGCAUGACUCUUUGACUUUCGGCGAAGGGCAUAUAAUGGAUGGUUAACAUUGUUCUUAAUUUUGGUGAACAACCUGCGGUCACAUUUCUCUAAAAGUUCAUAGAUAUUAAUUAACUCAAAAGUGUAACGUCGCUUAUUGCACCUUUUUAAAAAUCAUUGUAUGGUGUUUAAAUCUACCUGGUUGGCUCCAUAUACUGGACCUGCGUGUAUCCAUCUUUUCUUAGUGAUCUUAAAAUGUACAAACACUUGUUUGCUUCCCGACGCUUUCCCUUAACAUGAGAUGAAAACUUACAGUCGUUUUGUAAUGUGACACCUAAUAGAGUGAACCUGUCACUCUGCUCUAUGCCACAUAGUGGGGGAAAGUUAGGUGUGACACCUUUUUUAGCCAUACAGAGUUCUUUGCAUUUGCUUGUGUUACAGCUCAUACCUCUGCCCACUCCAAAAAUGCAUUCAGUGCCUUUUGUGAUUCAUCUACACUAUUCUAACGCACAGUCAUAAGAAUAGAAGUGUCGUCUGCAUACUUAGUAAGAUCGCUAUCCUUGCAGUACUGAGCGACGUCAAGAUCGUUUAAGAACAGGUUAAACAAAUACGGGCCGCUGACGCUUCCCUGAGUAGUACCGCGGUUGACAUCCUUCCAAUCACAAAUAGUAUUAUGACAGACCACUCUUUGUUUUCUGUCCGACAAGAAUUCGAAGCUGACGUACCAGUUGACAAUGAAUGGGUUUAAAGGUCUCUGUGUUAAUUUCUCUAUUAAUAAGUUGUGCUUGACUCUGUCAAAGGCUUUUGAAAAAUCCAUCGUAAACAGCCUGACUGCUCCGUUAUCGUUGCUAUCUAAAGCUUGGAGAAAUCCAUGCUGUAUUUUUCCAUGUUGUAUUUGUAUAACUGCCUCCUGUUCUGUACGCAAACUGGUUGUUAUUCAAGUAACUCUCCACACCUUCUUUACCAAAAACUGUUAUACACAUGUACAUUACUCGCUCAAAAGUCCUAGCAAUUACCGGUGUAACGCAGAUUCCCCUAAAGUCCUGAGGCUGGACUGGAAUGUUUACUUUGGGUAGCGGAUAGACAUUAGCUUGCUUCCACGCACUGGGCCACCUUUGAGUUGACAAGGAUAGGUUCCAGAUUGCUUGUACUGCAGGUACCAAUAAUAUGGCAGCUUUCUCUCCUUCCAGACCCAGAAUGGUAUAUUCUGGGCCGGUAGAUGUUUGCUUUGUUUUGAGCAGAGCGUAGUAAGCCUGGCUCAUUGUGAGCUGUGGUGCAGGAAUGUUUUCCGUGAUGUCCAUGGGUACGGCGGGUCUGAUAUAAUCUUGAUCGUGACAUAAAUUUGCAAAAUAAUGAUUAAAUCCUCUCACAGAGUCCUCGUCAAAGCUCGGGUUGGAUCUUUCUUUUCUCUUUUACAGCGCAUCGACCUUUUUCCACCAGGCCUUAGAACCCAUCUUUCCACUCGCAAGCGAUUUACGAUUUUCUGUAACUAUCGCUUUAAUUCUUUCUUUAAGAUUAAGAUUAAUCUUAAAGAAAGAAUUAACGCGAUUGUUACAGAAAAUCAUUGCCAGAAAUAGUGGACAUUUCGCACCCGUGAUUAAUUGUCAGCGGAAUCUCAUUUCCAAAAUGGCGGACAAAAACGAUCGUAGUCAGGGAAAGCGUAUCCCCUGCGAUUUUUUAAAUAAUUUGAGCUCUGUGGAUCUGUUUUACGAAGAAAAAAGCUGGAAUGAAACACCUUGCAAGAAAAUGUUAGGUUUAUACUCGGCCGAGCGGCUGAUAGCAACAAAACAGUACGCGGCUGUACCUUUCGUGACAUUUUCGUGACAUUUUCGUGACAAUUUUGUUUUAAAACCAAGCCUGGUAGGCUAAUCGAGGAUUUUUGAAUGCCUGGAACCUAGUUUAUAUCCCGUGAAGCAUCUCUGGAGUUGUAGCAACAACCAAAAUGGCGAUUCGGUGAGGUUUGGAGUUGUGAAGCUUUGUCCGACCGAAAUAAGUCAUUCGCAACUAUGGCGUCCAUUACUGGACUACAGAUGGAAAACUGAGGGAAAUAAUGCGCCUUUGGAAGUAUUUUCCAGUGCAAAAAUCGUCCUUUUAACGACUGUUUUGGAAACAUCUUCCAUCGCAGAAGUGAUAUCGAGUCGUGCAAAUUUACUUCAGUGAAGGGUUUAUCCUCUAAGCGACGAGUAUGUCGCAUGACUUCGGCAAGAUUUUAAGACAAUGUAUGGAGAAAUGGAGCGUACAACGAGAGAUAAAAGUCGCCACUUCGGGAAGUAAGUAAACCUACUUCUAAUUAGCUAUUUUUAACCCAGAUGCGAAGGUUACAGAGCGCUUAACAUGUUUCGAGUCGUGCACCGAACACCCGUGAGCUCAUAAUCGAUAUAUUUGAAAAAGUUUCCUUUUCUCCAUACAUUUUCUUAUACGAAUUCGCAGCCAUUGUGGCCUUGGUGCGCACGCGCAACCGCCAUCUUGUCCCUAAUUUCUGGCAAUGCGUAAAUCGCUUGUAUAGACGUCAAAGUAUUGCGCAACUGCUGAUAGAGAACACUACAGACGUCAAUUGGAUCGACUCCUCUUCACGUCGCCUCCUGCCAAGACAUGUCAGCACUUGUCGUCCUUCUUGUUAAGAACGGAGCAGAUAUUAAUUCAAGAAGCCUGAAUGGCUCUACACCACUUCACAGUGCAGCAGCUUGCUUUGGAAAGAGCGUUUUCUACCCUUUGUUUGAUAUGGGUUGUGAUCACUUAACAGUUGACAAUGAGGGGAUGACAGCGUUACACUACAUUGUAAAAGAUGUUAAUAUAACCAUCACUGACUACUUGACAGAUUUGUACGUUAGAAAUCCGAACGACUGGAUAGAAAAUCCAAGGCGAAAUUCUCAUCAUGAGACAAUGGACAAAUUGGACCGAAUAUAUCCCUGGUUAAACACCUUAGUAGAGGUUAUCAGAAGUUUCACGGCAGCCGAAAGAGAGGGAUUAUCUCCCUUUUUGGAGAUGGAAGAUAAGAAAAACCAAACAGUUUUCAGCAUAUUAGAAGAAAAAACCAACGCUUCGUCUCUUCUGAUAGGAAGCAGUAGAAUUAGAGGUCUUCCGUUGGUGUUAUCUUUAACUCCAUUUCUUUUUGCUUACGAUGCCGCGUGUUACCAAACGCCAAUAACCCGAGAUUUAUCUUUAAAGAAUCAGUAUUCAUCUUUAAUACCAAUAUCUUUUAAGAGUGUUAUAUCGAAAACACUAACAUCAUUAUUGACAACCAUAAACUGUUCUACAUUGACAAAAUUUGUAAAGCUCCGGCUGGUCCAUACAGUCAACACUGUGUUACAAGGUAGUGCAGUGGAUGUUAACUGCCGUGAUGAUUUAGGAAUAACCCCCCUGCUGAUGUAUCUACGAACUGGUGGUCGGCAUAUGGCCAAAGUCCUAGUGAAACAUGACGUAGAAGUUAAAAUCAUCUGCUUUUGA
Molecule: messenger RNA, 4113 nt
Organism: Porites evermanni
Lineage: Eukaryota; Metazoa; Cnidaria; Anthozoa; Scleractinia; Poritidae
Source: the annotation of a GenBank genome assembly